AUGGCAAAUUUCCGUGAAAGAGAUUUUUAUGAGUUUAACCAAACAACUUCAAUACUCCGGGCUAAGGAGAGUUCUGGUCAUAAAUAUUUGACACCUUUAGAAUCAUUAUUCGAGGACUUUGAAAUAAGCAGUCCUGAGUCUUUUGAUAGUGAUUUUGAAAAUUCAAAACUUCAUAAAGGAAAUACUCUCAAACCUAUUGAAGGCCCAUAUCUAACAACCGUUGACUAUAAUGCAUUUUCUCCAAUUCGGCAAAUGGUUACUCCUAUAGAACCAUAUAGUCAGUUUCAAAUUGUCACAACAUAUGAAUUAUGUCCCCUUGCACGGAUUAUUAAGGAGAUAGAGGAAGUUAAUGAACAAAUGUUAUAUUAUUUUUCCAAAGAAAAUCUCCUUCGAGACAUAUACUUGAGAUCUUUGAUGAAUAGUAAAGGGUUCAUAGCAAUCAGUAUUUUUUCAAACUUUCCACGCAUCAAAAAAAUCCUAAAUAAGUUACCUUUGUUGGAACAAAGAUCGAAAGUAGUAAAGAAUGCACUAAAAUUGUCCGAACCAGAGGUUUUUGAAUUGUUUAAUGAUACGGUGAGGUUAAGAAAGUCAUGGAAAAGGUGGGUGCUCUGA
Molecule: messenger RNA, 612 nt
Organism: Kluyveromyces marxianus DMKU3-1042
Lineage: Eukaryota; Fungi; Ascomycota; Saccharomycetes; Saccharomycetales; Saccharomycetaceae
Product: La RNA-binding domain-containing protein
Exons: 1
Coding region: 1-612 (203 amino acids)
Molecular function (GO): RNA binding
Source: RefSeq, a predicted model, not a curated record